This is a messenger RNA of Effrenium voratum, 859 nucleotides long. The record is from the annotation of a GenBank genome assembly. NCBI's taxonomy places the organism in Eukaryota, Dinophyceae, Suessiales, Symbiodiniaceae.
GGAACAUUGAUCAACCUCGACUCGCUCGCACGGCUGGAUCUGUGGGUCAUGGUCUUCGGCGCGCUGCCGCACAUUGACUGGCAAUACCAGAAGGAGUUGGAGGAGAAGCAUGGCAAAGCCCUGGCGGAGGGCAGCUGCGGCCCGGGCCUUUGGAGCCUGCGGCGCUGCGUGCCCAGCGGCGAGGAGGUGAGCAAGUGCACGGUGCGUGCUUUCGAAGCCACAGAGGAGACCUUCACAUGCCACAGGUCCGUGGCCCGGGAGGAGGAGGUGCGGCCGGAAGAGCUCGCCAGCCUCACGCUGGAGCCGCUGAGCAAAGGCGCGGCCGCGUGGGGGUCCGCCAAGGUAAAUCCACGGCUGGUGGAAAAGCAGCAGGCUUGGGUGGGGUCCACAGUCAUCGCCCUCGCGGACAAGGUGGAGCGGCGCUGGGCAGAUGGGCGCCUCUAUGUUGGGGACUGGUGUGAGUCCGGCUGGCCGGACGGCCGGGGCGAGCUGAAGCAUCCAGAUGGCUGGCACCUGCGAGGGCAGUGGUGUGACGGAAAGCUGCACGGAGAGGGCGAGUACUGGUCCAAGUCUGGGCACAGCUACUCGGGUCAUUGGUCCCAGGGUCACCAAGAGGGCGAAGGCGUUGAGACCUGGCCAGACGGCACUCGCUUCCAGGGCACCUUCCGGGCCGGGUCCAUUUCCAAGGGUAUCCUGCGACUGCCGUCUGGACUGGUGAGGCGUGUACUUUGACGGUUGAACUCGAGGACUCAGUCGGGAGCUGCCGCAGAACCUCCGAAUUCCGCAGGUCCAUUCAACCCCCCCCCCAGAUGCUCUCCGGCAGUUGUGCAACAAACGCUCGGGCGAGCCAUGCCGAAAC